This is a messenger RNA of Coturnix japonica (Japanese quail), 1789 nucleotides long. It is a transcript of the gene DNAJC17, whose product is annotated as DnaJ heat shock protein family (Hsp40) member C17. Gene Ontology annotation, molecular function: RNA binding. NCBI's taxonomy places the organism in Eukaryota, Metazoa, Chordata, Aves, Galliformes, Phasianidae. The record is from RefSeq and is a predicted model, not a curated record. Gene Ontology annotation, biological process: spliceosomal complex disassembly. Gene Ontology annotation, cellular component: spliceosomal complex.
CGGACUCCAUUUCCCAGCAGGCAACGCGGGCCCAGCAGGCGGCGCGGCGAGAAAAUGGCGGUCGAUAAGGACUUGAUGGAGUUGGAUCUGUACGGGCUGCUGGGGGUCGGCGAGAAGGCGUCGGAGAAGGAGGUUAAGAAAGCAUACCGCCAGAAGGCCCUGACUUGUCACCCAGAUAAGAACCCAGAUAAUCCCCGAGCAGCGGAAGUUUUCCACCAGCUGUCUCAGGCCUUAGCUGUUCUGACAGAUGCAGCAGCAAGGGCGGCAUAUGACAAAGUGAGAAAAGCCAAAAAGCAAGCGGCAGAAAGGACACAAAAGCUUGAUGAGAAGCGAAAGAAAGUAAAGCUUGAUCUUGAAGCCAGGGAACGAGAAGCCCAGACCCGUGAUAGUGAAGAGGAGGAGAUCCGGAUAACGAGGACCUUAGAACAAGAAAUAAUACGGUUGCGUGAAGAAGGCUCUCGUCAGCUUGAAGAGCAGCAGAGACUCAUUCGAGAGCAGAUCCAGCUUGAAAGACAGCAGCGCAUCCAAGGUGAGAUAGGCAACCAAGUAGGAAAUGGAGCAGAAGGCCAAAUAACUCCCAAACUCAAACUAAAAUGGAAAUGCAGGAAAGAAGAUGAGACAGGAGGGGGAUACUCAAAAGAAGUUCUGCUGCGGAUUCUGCAGAAGUACGGUGAUGUGAUGAAUCUAUUGAUCUCCAGUAGGAAGGCUGGGAGUGCAGUGGUGGAAUUUGCUACUGUUAAAGCUGCUGAAAUGGCUUUGAAGAAUGAAGUUGGCCUGACAGAUAAUCCUCUAAAAAUUUCUUGGCUGGAAGGCCAGCCCCGAAACAAUCCCAGCCAUGUCCUUUCUGACAGCGGUGGUCAGCAUAGGACUUCACAGGCAUCUGUGGUCUCCGAGCGGGAUUACGAGAGCUUGGUGAUGAUGCGGAUGCGCCAAGCAGCAGAGAGGCAGAAGUUGAUUGCUCAGCUCAAGCAGGAAGAUGAGGAAGAGUCUCACACCUAGAAUGAAAGUAUGGAUUCUCCCCACCCCAUCGUUGUUCAUUUCUAAAGCUGUUUCUUAAAUUAAGGCAAUAAAACUCCUUUUUAAAGUAAAAACAGUUGUUGGUGCCUGCAGCACUUUGCAGAGAACAGGAAAAGAUGGCUGUAUAAGUUUCCAUUUUAGCCUGUGUGCUCAGUGUAGCUGUCCCACCAGCAUUCAGGAUUUGAGAGGUGCUAUAAGAACAAACACCAAAUAUUUGUAAGUGUUGUAAUUCCUGUAAGUUUGCUUAAGAGAUAUGGACCGAGAAGUCUUCGGCACCAACUGAUCAGAAUAACCCAAAGACAUCAGUCUCUUUAGUGAGAUGCUUUAUUGGUGUUACCCUUACAUCAGGAUUGAUUGCAGCAUUGCAACUGCUACUAUUAACUUUACAUAGCCUGUAAUUGAUAUGUUGACAAGACCUGUUUGCACUGAUCAAGGGCCACUUUGGGAACUGAUGUGUUAUGUUUGAAUGGAGCUUGAGACUGAAAGCCUGAUGCUGCUAACGAUGGCUCCGUUUGGGAGGGAAACUGGACUUGCUGCUGCAUGAAGAGAUUCUCAGAGAGCACUGUGUAGAUUAAUCAGUUCCUACUUUCUCUUUAGGGAUGAGAUAGUGCACUGUCCAUUCUUGACCUCCCAUCCUUGCCCUCCAGGAUCUGGGAGGAGGCUUGUUCUGAGCUCACAGUUCAGCACAUACCCUCUGAGACAGCCCUGAGGAACAGACAGGCAAGGCUAUGAUUUGAGCUCCUUCCAAUGCAUGCUAAAUAGAUUAUUAAAA